UAGAAGUCUAGACGUUUAUUAGUUACCUCAGUCCGAGUACAAAUACGCAGUUAUUUACUUCAAGAUCGAAGAUGGCCAUGUCUUUGUCACUCUCAGCGUUCCUCCUGUUGGCACCGUUGCUGUUUAAGGGUCUCUGGGUCAGUGGCUCCCCGGGCUGCGCGUCUUGCAGGUUGUCAGCGAUGGAUAAGGACGCAGAGGAAAGGAUGAUGAUAGAAUUCGCCAAGCAGCAACUUUUGGACAAACUGCACCUGAAAGAGAAACCAAACAUCACUCACACCGUGCCCCGGGUCGCGCUCCUCACGGCGCUGCGCAAACUUCACUCGGGGCGCGUCAGACAGGAUGGUACCCUUGAACUAGAAAACAAUAUACCAACCAGAGAUCAAGCCUAUGAAAUAGUGAGCUUUGCAGAUCUAAAUGAUGCAAAGAGCAGUGACAAGGCAAGCGUUAGCCUUACCUUUCAGUUUCUGCAGGAACGUGGCCAAAGUAUCCAGGUCCUCCAGUCCUCUUUGUGGAUCUAUGCCCGUGCCUCUGAGGACCCACAACGGAACUCUCGUCUCCUUGCCCAGGUUUUCCUCUCCGUAGAUGGUGACAUCUCAGGCUCUAAUCGGACCUUGGUGAUGGAAAAGAUGUUGCACGUCAAGGAGAGUAACUGGCACACUUUCUCUGUCACCCACACCCUGCAAACCUUCUUGGACGGGGGCCAACAUCGGCUGCAGCUGGAGGUCACCUGCGAAGAAGACGGACAGAACCUUUGCUCCCUAGAUGGCUCUGCUGAAACCCCCUACCAGCCCUUCCUGGUGGCUCAGGUGCGUCUCCGUGAUGACCACUCCAAGCAUUUGCUCAGGAAGCGCUCAGUGCGUUGCGGUGACGAUGUAACAGUCUGCUGCAAGAGAGACUUCUACAUCAAGUUUAAAGACAUCCAGUGGGAUGAGUGGAUCAUUGCGCCUGAAGGCUACCAUAUGAACUACUGCAUGGGACAUUGCCCCCAACAUCUGUCCGGUUCCCCAGGUAUAGCAUCCUCAUUCCAUGCCACUGUCUUCAGCCAACUCAAAGUCAAUGGUAUUAACACAGCUACAGCCUCAUGCUGCGUUCCCACAGAGCGUCGACCACUCUCCAUGGUUUACUUCAACUCUCAGCACAGCAUUGUCAAAACAGAUGUCCCUGACAUGAUAGUGGAGACCUGUGGAUGCACAUAA
This is a messenger RNA of Pundamilia nyererei, 1196 nucleotides long. Its product is annotated as inhibin beta B chain. The record is from RefSeq and is a predicted model, not a curated record. The transcript is spliced from 2 exons. The coding region runs from base 72 to 1196 and encodes 374 amino acids. Gene Ontology annotation, cellular component: extracellular region. Gene Ontology annotation, molecular function: hormone activity; cytokine activity; growth factor activity. NCBI's taxonomy places the organism in Eukaryota, Metazoa, Chordata, Actinopteri, Cichliformes, Cichlidae.